This is a messenger RNA of Closterium sp. NIES-67, 6232 nucleotides long. The record is from the annotation of a GenBank genome assembly. Lineage: Eukaryota; Viridiplantae; Streptophyta; Zygnematophyceae; Desmidiales; Closteriaceae.
CUAUCACAUUCUGUCUGCCUCCCAUCCCAUGUUUUCAACUUGCAUGUGUGGUUUGAAUGUGCAAGCAUUUGUGUGGUGUGUUCUGGAGUUUGGGAAUGUGUUCUGUGUUAUUUUUGUUUGAGCAGGUAUUUGUGAUGAUAGAUCUUGAGAAGAUCUUUCCGACGCAACGAGAAUCCCUUCAAUCGGAGCAAGAAUGCGAAAGUUCAUGAGCUUGCGUUACAAUUGCGGCGGUUACUAAGUGAAGUUGUGGGGUGAAUUUAUAUGGAGUUGGGACCUUUGGGGUUUGGGAAAUUUGUCACUCUACUGUAACAGCUGCAAAUUGGUUGGGAACAACCAAGCUAGGUUGGCAAGGGUGGCCAACUUGGAUGGAUUGGUUGGGAAGGGACAAAGGUCAACGUUGAGGUUCCUAUAGGGAGGGAAUCUUUGUGCUUAUGGGGUUUCCUUGGUUGGGGACUCUCUUGGGACCUUCCCUCUCAUCUCUCUCUUCUAUCCCAACCUUUCUCUUGCUCCUCUAAUUCCUUGUGAGAUUCUUGAACUUUGAUUGAACUCUUGAGAUUGAGUUAAGUUCUCCUCCUACAGCUUACCCCCUAGUGCGUCGAAAGACAUAGCGUCGCGAAUACUUCAUCAAUCAACAUGAUUCAAAUUGGGAACGGUAGGUGAGAUUAAGAGCUACAACAUAUCCAAGUUUCGCGACAUUCCAACGGCUAGUUUUUCGUCGACGUUGUUUCUUGUGAAGACGACUUUUCUGUCCAGAAUUUCGGAUUUAUAUUUUGAGUAAUUCUAGCUCCUAAGUUCACCUAGACUCCGUCCUUAAUCCUAACAAGUGGUAUCAGAGCCAUAUUAAGGACAUUGAGAGGAGUCUACAGAAGUUUGAAGACCCUUCUAGACCCACCAUGGCCUGUGGGUGUGCCUAAGUGGUGUUCUAAAGGUUGGAUGUGUCUUCCGCUAAGGGGAAACUCUACCGAAAUUUCGUGGACGCCGACACUUGUGAAAAUAUCGAGGGAGCUGAGUGUGGACAGCACAAAGGGGAGCUGAAAUUCGUCAUUUCUCAAGGAGAAGAUGAAUGAGAGAGGAGGAGAUGCUAAUGGAAGAGGAGCUGUAGCUGAGAAGACAAGUGAGCCGCCGCCAUCAAAAGUUGAAGCUUUGGAUGGCUCCAACUAUGAGGAAUGGAGCGGGCGGAUGAGGAGUGCCUUCAAACGCUACAAGCUACUGAAGAUUGCUGUUGGGGAGGAGAAGAUGCCGGAAGAAGGCGAAGCACGUGAACGGUGGAUUGAGAAAAGCGCGGUGCUUUUCGACCUCAUCCUUCAAUCGGUCAACAAGGAGAUGUUCGAGCACAUCAAGGAUCUUGUGGAAGCGGAUGAUUCGGGUCCAAGGGCGUGGAAACUACUACGUGAUGUGAUUCAGCCCAACACUCUCCCAAUGGUGAUCGUGCUCGAGAAGGAACUUGCUGCCAUCUCCAUGCGACCAGGGGAUGAUGUGAAGCCGGUCCUUGACAAGAUCAAGGACACCUAUGCAACGAUGGCAGCAGCGGGCAGCAGUGUAUCUCAGCUGCAGCAGUGCACCAAGAUCAUCUCGGUGUUGGACAACUCUUGGGACAACCUCAUCCCCACCCUCAACUCUCAGCAAGAUCAAUGGACACCUGAGUGGCUAAGGCACCAGAUUCUGCAGGAGGACUUCCGCAGACGCCAUGUGGGAGGCGGUGCUGCCACUAAGACUGCUGAGGGGUAUGGAGCUGCAGGGCGCGGCAGAGGAAGAGGGGGUUGGAGAGGCCGAGGCCGUGGGAGGAGCUUUGGCAGAGGUAGAGGCCGAGGUGACUAUAAUGAGGGGCAUGGGAGCUCCAGUGGCAGGGGGAGUACCAGAAUGGAGGGCACCUGCUGGUACUGCAAGAAGGUCGGGCAUCCUUGGUUCAAGUGCUUCAGCAGGCCGGAGGGAUGGGCACCUCCAGGCAUGAAGCCGCCAAGUGGUGAACGCACACAAGGUGGCGCUGUGCAAGAUGAAGGUGCACAAGGUAACGCCUAUCCUGGGAUGUAUCUCAUGGUUGAGGAUGUGCAUGGGCAUGAGGAUUUGCUUGAUGAGGUAAAACCCCCUGGGAAGAUCAAGUAUGUGGCAGCAGCGUCAGGUGCUUUGCUCCCUGUGAUUGGCGUUGGGAAUGCCAAGGUUAAGGGAGCUAAUGGGGAGCUUGUGGGGCUUGGGAAUGUUCUGCUGGUUGAAGGCUUGUCUGCUAACCUUCUCUCUGUGCGACGACUGCAGAAGAGUAAGGCCGAAGUGACCUUUGGACCAACCAGCUGCCGUGCUAAGCUUGGGAAGAAGGUGCUGUGGAGUCUGGAAGAGGAGACCAGCUGCAUCAAGGACCUGUGGCAGCUGCCCAUCAUCCCAUGGAAUGGGAAGACUCCAACAGCAGCAACGGCAGCAGCGGCAAAGGCAACAGCAGGAGGAGAUGCAACUGCACCAAUUGAUGGGGUCCUAGAAGCAGUCAAGAAAGUGCAGCAGCAGCAGACACAUGGUGAGGUGCUUGCUGGUGUGGAUGCGAGUGCGGCAUGGGCUAAGGCUUCAUCAAGGAGUGGAGAGGCCGAUUGGGAGACAUGGCAUGAGAGGUUGUGUCAUGUGAACUUCCCUAUGCUGCAGAAGUUGGUGAAGAAUGGGAGCCUGAAGGGCUUGGAGGUGAAAGGGGAAGUGAAGGAGAUUGGGAGCUGCCCUACAUGCUUGGAGACCAAGUUCUCCAAGUUCCCCUUCAACAGCACUACAGGACCAGCCAAGACCUCACUUGCACUUGUGCACAUGGAUGUGGUGGGGCCCAUAAGAGCCCCUUCCCUCUCAGGCAGCCGCUAUUUCUUGACAAUUGUGGAUGACCACACUCGGGCAGUGUGGGUUUACCCUUUGAAGAGCAAGGGGGAGGUGGCAGCGGCUGUCCUUAAGGAGUGGAUGCCGAGAGCUCAGAGGGAAUGCGGACACAAGGUGAAGGUGAUCCGUAGUGACAAUGGUGGGGAGUUCAUUGGAGCUGAUUUUGAGGGGGAGUUGAAGAGGAAGGGGAUCCAACAUCAACUGACAGUGCCCUACAACCCGCAGCAGAAUGGCGUGGCUGAGAGGUUCAACAGGACCCUGCAGGAGGGGGCACGCACUCUCCUUGGGCGUGCAGGGCUGCCUGAUCCGUUUUGGGUGUCUGCACUGAGGCAGGUCGCCCUUGUGAAGAACAGGGUGCUGGCUACAGUUGGAGAUAAGGAGUGGAUCCCAUACGUCAAGUGGUAUGGGAGUGCUCCAGCUGUGAACAUGCUGAGGGCAUUUGGGUGCAUGGUGGUGUUUCAUGUGCCUAAGGAGAAAAGGGGGAAGUUGGAGGCUUCUGGAAGAUGGGGUGUGCACUUGGGGAUUGCAAAGGAUCACAAGGGGUGGCUGCUAUGGGACUUGACCACCCAGAAGCUGACAGUGUCAAGGGAUGUGAAGUUUCUUGAGUCCCUGUACUACAAGGAAUGGAAGCAGCAGCAACAGAAGCUUCCAUCUACACCGCUCAUUGUGGAGGCAGAUGAGGUGCAGCAGCCUUCAAGACAGGUGGAGGUUGCAGUGUCAGAGGAGGAGAUGUCUGGGGUGACUGAGGAAGGGGGAGCAGCUGAAGUAGAGCAGCAGCAGCAGCAGCAUGAGUCUCCACCUCGAGUUCCACACCCGCCUGAGCGUCCUAGGAGGGAUGUGCGCCCUCCAGUGAGGCUGACCUAUGGGGGAAGAGGCAAGCCGAAUGUGGUGCAGGCUGGGAGUGUGGUUGAGCAGAUUGAGGAAGAUGAGAUCGCUCACUGCUACUGGGCACCAAUCCCUGAGCCCAAGACUCGAGAAGAGGCCUUGAAUGGACCAAAUGGGGAGAAGUGGAAGGCGAGUGAGGAUGAGGAGUUCGGGUCCCUAAUUGAGAACGAGACAUGGGACCUGUGUGACUUGCCUCCUGGAAAGAAGGCAAUCACUUCCAAGAUGAUCUACAGGCACAAGUAUGGACCUGAAGGGGAGCUGACCCGCUACAAGUCUAGGCUUGUGGCACGGGGGUUUCAGCAGACAAAGGGGAAGGACUAUGAUGAGGUGUUUGCUCCUGUGGGGAAAGGAACAACACUGAGGGUGCUGUUGGCGAUAGCUGCACUCCUGGGAUGGAAGAUUCGGCAGAUGGACAUUGUGACUGCCUUUCUGAAUGGGAUCAUUCUGGAGGAGGUGUACAUGAAGCAGCCAGAGGGGCUGGAUGAUGGGAGCGGCAGGGUCUGCAGGCUGAAGAAGGCCAUCUAUGGCCUUAAGCAGGCGCCUCGUGCAUGGUAUCACAAGUUGGAGGAGGCGCUGCUGGCUGGGGGUUUCAAGAAGAGUGAGUGUGACCCCAGCCUGUUCCUGCUGCAGGAGAAGGACGAAAUCCUCAUGCUCUUGGUGUAUGUGGAUGAUAUCCUUCUCUUUUCUGCAUCAACUGCUUUGCUGGACAGCGCAGAGCAGAUGCUGGAGAUGCAGUUCAAGUGCUCCAAGAUGGGUGAGGUGAAGUACUACCUGGGGAUGCAUGUGGAGAGAGAUGUGGAGAAGGGUGUGCUGAGGUUGCACCAGAGGAAGUACUGUGAGGGGCUGGCUGAAAAGUAUGGGCUGCAAGAUGGGGGAAAGCCAGCAACACCACUACCUUCAGGGUUUACUGUGGAGCCAUGUGCUGAUGAGGAGGUAGUGGGUGAGAGUGACAGAAAGCUGUUUCAUUCGAUGGUUGGGUCGCUGAAUUAUGCUGCAAAUCAUACACGGCCUGACAUUGCAUUUUCUACAUCACGGUUGGCUAGUGUGGUCUCACGCCCUAGUCAUGAGCAGCUGGAAGCGGCCAAGAGGUUGGUCCGCUAUGUGAGUGCUACGGCAUCAGUGGGAUUGGAGUACAGUGGAGUGAGGCAGCGGUUGCAGAGAGGUGCUGCAGAUGUGAAGAGUGGUGAGAUGCUCUUGAGUUGCUAUACUGACGCUAGCUUCAACUCAGUGAAAGCGGAUGGCACCAGCAUUGGGGGUUAUGUGUGCUUGCUGGGAGGUGGUGCUGUGAGCUGGCGCAGCAAGAAGCAAAAUGAGGUGGGAUUGUCUUCAUGUGAGACUGAGUACAUGGCCUUACACCAUGGGGCCAAGGAAGUGGUAUGGCUGAGGCGUUUGUUAGAGGAGUUGGGAGUUGGUCAGGAGGAGCCGACAGUUGUGUUCUGUGACAAUGAGUCUGCUGUGAAGCUCGCCAAGAAUGCUUGUCUGCAUGGGCUGACAAAACACAUAAGGCCUAAGUGGCAUUGGGUGAGAAGACUCCUUGAUAAGGAGGUGCGGCUGGAGAUAGUGAAGACCCAUCAGCAGGCAGCAGAUAUUUUCACUAAGCGUCUGGCGGAGGCGGAUCAUUGGAAGGGCAUGAAGCUUGCUGGGAUGAGUGUGCAUUGAGUAUGCAUGCUUGAGAUGUGGUAUGGUGGAUGAUGGUUGGCAGCCAGAGGGGGAGAUUGUUGUGUGAUGUCAUCAUAUGCUAUCACAUUCUGUCUGCCUCCCAUCCCAUGUUUUCAACUUGCAUGUGUGGUUUGAAUGUGCAAGCAUUUGUGUGGUGUGUUCUGGAGUUUGGGAAUGUGUUCUGUGUUAUUUUUGUUUGAGCAGGUAUUUGUGAUGAUAGAUCUUGAGAAGAUCUUUCCGACGCAACGAGAAUCCCUUCAAUCGGAGCAAGAAUGCGAAAGUUCAUGAGCUUGCGUUACAAUUGCGGCGGUUACUAAGUGAAGUUGUGGGGUGAAUUUAUAUGGAGUUGGGACCUUUGGGGUUUGGGAAAUUUGUCACUCUACUGUAACAGCUGCAAAUUGGUUGGGAACAACCAAGCUAGGUUGGCAAGGGUGGCCAACUUGGAUGGAUUGGUUGGGAAGGGACAAAGGUCAACGUUGAGGUUCCUAUAGGGAGGGAAUCUUUGUGCUUAUGGGGUUUCCUUGGUUGGGGACUCUCUUGGGACCUUCCCUCUCAUCUCUCUCUUCUAUCCCAACCUUUCUCUUGCUCCUCUAAUUCCUUGUGAGAUUCUUGAACUUUGAUUGAACUCUUGAGAUUGAGUUAAGUUCUCCUCCUACAGCUUACCCCCUAGUGCGUCGAAAGACAUAGCGUCGCGAAUACUUCAUCAAUCAACAUGAUUCAAAUUGGGAACGGUAGGUGAGAUUAAGAGCUACAACAUAUCCAAGUUUCGCGACAUUCCAACGGCUAGUUUUUCGUCGACGUUGUUUCUUGUGAAGACGACUUUUCUGUCCAGAAUUUCGGAUUUAUA